AUGUAUAUCAAAGAAGUAAAUAUAAGUGGAUUUCGUAGUUAUCGUGAAACAACAGUCAAUGAUUUCUCACCGCGACAUAAUGUUGUUGUUGGACGAAAUGGUAGUGGAAAAAGUAACUUUUUUUUUGCUAUACAGUUUGUGCUUUCGGAUGAAUUCAGCCAUCUUAAAGCAGAACAAAGGCAAGGUUUGAUUCACGAAGGCACUGGAGAUCGUGUUACAACGGCCAGUGUUGAAAUUGUUUUCGAUAAUGCCGAUCACCGAAUCGUUGCCAUUGAGGCAAAUGAAGUGCGUGUUUUGCGACGUGUUAGUAUGAAGAAGGAUCAAUAUUUUAUCGAUGCAAAGUUGGUUGCUCGUAGUGACGUUGUGAAUUUGAUGGAAUCGGCGGGCUUCUCUCGUUCGAAUCCAUAUUACAUUGUAAAGCAAGGAAAAAUCAAUGAAUUAGCUACAUCACCUGAUUCACACCGCUUGAAGUUAUUGCGUGAGGUGGCAGGAACACGAGUUUACGAUGAACGGAAAGAUGAAAGUUUGAAAAUAUUGCGAGAAACAAAUGCCAAAAGUGAAAAGAUCGAGACUUUACUUGCAUUCAUUGAGGAACGGUUAAAGACUUUAGAGGAAGAGAAAGAAGACUUAAAGGAAUAUCAGAAGUGGGACAAAAUGAAAAGAUCUAUAGAGUAUAUGAUAUACGAUAACGAGUUGAAAGAAGCUCGAAAGAAACUAGACAAGUUGGCUGAACAACGUGAAGAAAUGAACACUCGGCAGAGCAAGGUUACGAACGACUUGCUAAAUGCUCAGAACCGUGCUUUACAAGCAUCAGCAGAACAACGCAAAUUAGAAGCACGCUUUAAAGGAAUGCGAGAAGAAAAGGAAGCGCUUCUAGCUGAACAGACCGAACGUGUGCAACGAAAAACUGAAUUAGAGCUUUUAAUCAAUGACUUGCGCGAAGAUGUGGAGAAGGAACGCUCUGGGAGAGAUAAAGCGGAGGAUGUGUUGAACAAGCUUAAAACAGACAUAGCUGCAAAAGAAGAGGAACUCAAUACAGUUAUUCCAAAAUACAAAGCCUUAGUUGAGGACGCAGCUCGAUUAAAUACUGAUAUUCGUAUUGCGGAACAAAGAUGCAAAGAACUAUAUGCAAAGCAAGGAUAUAGAGAUCAGUAUAAAACUGUUGAAGAACGCGAUAAGAUCUUGCAAAAGGAAAUUCGAUUCUAUGACCGUCAGCUUCAAGAUAUUCAUGAACAAAUUGCUGGUAUUGAAAAAAGUCUUCAGGAUGAAGAACAAGAAGAACAGCAACUUCAUCAGAAAAUUAUGGAAAUUGGAUUAGGUGCUGAAGAAUUUGUUGACAAAUUAACAAAGAUGAAUCAAGAUAUGGCCGAUUUGCGACGUCGCUUAGAUGAAGCUAGUGUUACUCAGCAAGAAGCAUCAAGAGAAGAAAAAGCAUCUCGUGAUAAUUUGGAGGCAAUCAAAGUUGAUGUGCAACAAGCUGAGCAAGAUUUCCGGCGUCUGGUUCCAAGGUCUGUAAUGAAUGGAGUGGAUAGCGUACAGCAUGUGCUAAAUCAUUUUCGUACCCAAAAUCGUAACGGACAAUAUGACUCUGUUUUGAGUGGCUACCAUGGUAUUGUGAUUGAAUUAUUUCGUUGUGAUAAGGCUUACUACCAAGCAGUUGAAGUUACCACUGGUAAUCGUUUAUUUUAUCAUGUGGUUGAUGAUGACCGUAUUGCGAUGAAAAUCAUGAAAGAGAUAAAUCAGCAAAAACUAUUAGGUGAAAUAAAUUUCUUCCCCUUGAAUCGUUUGAUUGCCAAACCAAGAAGAGAAGUUAAUGAUCCGGAAGCAAGACUUUUAAUUGAUGGAAUGGAAUAUGAAUCCAUCUACGGUGUUGUUUUUCGUCAUAUUUUUGGCAACGUAGCUGUGGUACGUAGCAUGCUUGCUGGCAAUCGUUUGGCAAAACGUGAAGGAUUUGAUUGCGUCACUUUCGAGGGCGAUCAAAUGAGUCGACGUGGCGAAAUGACAGGAGGCUUCCUUGAUGUGAAACGUUCUCGUUUGGAACUUUAUAGUGCCGUUCAACAAAUGCAUGCGCAAAAAGUUGAAUUUGAGGAAGCUCUUGAAAAGGCAGUCCAUGCCAGUAAUGAUAAAGCUUCAAACGUAGAAAAGUUGCGUAUGGAAGUUGAUACAUUGGAACGUGAAGUUUUAUAUUUGAAGGACAAGCAUAGAGCCGCGUCUGAGAAAAAGCGUUACUUGUCACACCAACUCCAGCAAAGUACAAAGAAUAAAGAACCGAAGGUAGGACAAUGUUUAUAUUUAAAAAAUCGAAUCCGCGAAAUGGAAGCAACGAAAGAAAGUUUGCAACGACAGCUUGGCACUCCUUUGCUCUCGCAACUCAGCGACGAAGAGAAAAACAUGCUUGAUCAAUUGCAAGAAGAUAUAAAAGGAAAAAAAGUACGCCUUGAUUCUGUUAGUCGGUCGAGGGCCGAGUUAGAGUCCACAAAAUUGCGACUGGAGAACCAGUUGACGACGAACCUUCAUCGCAAAAGAGAAAGCUUGCAGUCGAAAAUUCAUGACAUAUCUGUUGAUGAGAAACGUAAUCACCUUCAGUCAGAAAUGGCGGAACUUAAAUCUGUUAAUAAUCGGCUUUCUGAAAUCAUAACGCGACUGUCUGAAUUAGAAGAACAUUUGGGUGAAUUUGAAGUAAGCGACGAGAAAUUAACGCGCGAAUUGGAAGACUGUCAAGAGCAGCAAAAAGAUUUAGAAGCUCAGGUCGCUGAUUUUUCAAAGCAAGUGGACUUAAUUUGCACGAAGCAAUCAGCAAUGCAAACAAAACGAGAGGAAAUUACCAAAAAGAUACGCGAACUUGGUUCGUUACCCAUGGAUUCGAAGAACUACGAAAGUUAUUCAUUGAAGCAAUUAGAUAAGAAGCUGGGCGAAGCCCUGGAACAAUUGAAAAAGUAUGAAAACGUAAAUAAGAAGGCACUUGACCAAUUCGUACAAGCAAGCGGCCAAAAGGAGGAUCUUGCAAAACGAAUGGAUGAACACAGAGCCAAUCAGAAGGCAAUCAGCGAUUUACUCACCGUUCUGGAUCAGCGUAAAUAUGAAGCCAUUCAGUUGACAUUCAAGCAAGUAUCAAAAAAUUUCCAUACCGUUUUUGAAAAACUCGUUCCUGGUGGUUAUGGAAGUUUAGUGAUGCGAGUCAGUCAUGAUGAGGACUCACAGCCAUCGCAGGAUCAAAGUGACUUACAUCAAAUAGAAACUUUCACAGGUGUUGGAAUACGAGUUUCAUUUACGGGUACAUCUGAAACUCGUGAAAUGCAGCAGCUCUCUGGUGGGCAGAAAAGUCUGGUAGCUUUGGCUCUCAUAUUUGCAAUCCAGAAGUGUGACCCAGCACCUUUUUAUCUUUUUGACGAAAUCGAUGCAGCUCUAGAUGCGCAGCAUAGAAAGGCUGUAGCUGAUAUGAUUCAUGAAUUGUCGGAGAAUGCACAGUUCAUCACGACAACCUUCCGACCGGAAUUACUAGACAGUGCAGAGAAGUAUUAUGGUGUUCGGUUUCGGAACAAGGUUUCACACAUCGAUAUUGUUUCAAAAGAACAGGCAUUUGAUUUCGUUGAAGAUGACCAGACACAUGGUUAG
Brugia pahangi is the source of this 3615-nucleotide messenger RNA. The record is from the annotation of a GenBank genome assembly. Lineage: Eukaryota; Metazoa; Nematoda; Chromadorea; Rhabditida; Onchocercidae.